Pocillopora verrucosa is the source of this 2256-nucleotide messenger RNA. RefSeq names its product tripartite motif-containing protein 2-like. Gene Ontology annotation, molecular function: ubiquitin protein ligase activity; protein binding; zinc ion binding. Lineage: Eukaryota; Metazoa; Cnidaria; Anthozoa; Scleractinia; Pocilloporidae. Gene Ontology annotation, biological process: protein polyubiquitination; proteasome-mediated ubiquitin-dependent protein catabolic process. The record is from RefSeq and is a predicted model, not a curated record.
AUGGAUGUAAGAACCUUGCUAAACAAUCUGCACAGAGAAAUAUUCUGUCCUGAGUGUAAAAGCACAUUGGAUGAACCAAAGACGCUACAAUGUCUACACAGUGUCUGUCUCCGUUGCCUGAACAACAUCUUGCGAACGAGUGGCCGCCGUGACAUCAUAAAAUGCCCUGAGUGUCAAAGGGAAAGUGAAGUCCCAGAAAGUGGUAAUCUCCAAGAUUUACCGUCUAACUUUCGCAUCGUCAGUGUGCUAGACUUGAAGGCCAUUAAAGAAUGCGAUACUACUGAUGUAAAAUGUGGAAAUUGCGACAAAAUAAGCGCUCAGAGUUGGUACUGUUUCGGAUGUUGGACACUCUGGUGUGAAGAUUGUAUCUCUGCUCACAACGUUAUCCGGGAAAACAAAAAACACCGCGUUUUGGCAACUCGAGACUUUGAAGAUAAAGACUUUGAAGACGUUUUAAAGCGACCAGCAUUUUGUUCCAAGCUUGGACACGAAAGGAGAGAACUUGAAUUCUUUUGCACGAUUUGUGGAACCAUCGUUUGUGACGCUUGCGCCUUGACACAUCACGACGGUCACGACAAGAUACCCUUGAAGCAAGCUGCAAUUGAACGAAGGGAAGAAUUUAAGUCAAAGAUUGAAUCUAAGAAAAAAAGAUUAAAAACAAUGAAAGAUGAAAUGAGAAAUUUCGAAAAAGAGUGGCCUGAAAUUCAAGAAAACGCUGCCUAUGUAGAAAGAAGCGUACAGAAGUUUGCUGAUGAAAUUAUCUCAGUGAUCGAAGCGAAGAAAGAAGCGAUCAUCACUGAAGUGAAAGAGUCAAUACAGUGUCAAGAGGCUAGACAUAGCGAGAAUGAACGCGAGAUAAAAAUUACCGAGGAGGCUCUGGAACUAGCUGAAACACUUCUUAAACGAAGCCCAAACGUUGAAAUUGUUCAGCCUAACAAAUUCAUAGACAACGUUUUGCAAAAUGACCCAGCAAAAGUGGUUCAAGAUUUCGAUGAAAAGAGUGAUGACUCGGAUGUCUUCGGUGACUUCUUGAAAAAUCAAAAGUUUUUUGAUUAUGUGUGCAGGAAAACCAUUGGUACUUUGAAGUUCUUUCCCACCAAAACCAGACCACAUCUGUCAGAUGCCACUGGAAGAGGACUCACUCAAGCGUGCAAAGGGCUGAAAGCAUAUAUAAUUUUGACAACUAGGAACAGAGAAGGUGAACAGUGUUACCAAAAACAUGACUGUGUGACGGUGGUGGGUGGUGAUUCAUAUUCUGAAAAAGAGCUGGAAACACAAAUCCAAGACAACGAAGAUGGAACCUAUGAAAUCAGUUAUUUUCCUGAAUUCAAGCGGCAUGGCUUUAAGCCACUAGAAUCACUCGAGAUACAAGUAAACGGAGAGCAUGUUCAUGGAAGUCCCUUUGCCGUCAGUGUUGAUACAAGAAAGUUCAGUCCCGUCAUGUCUUUUGGACAACAAGGUUCCUCAGAAGGAAUGUUUAAUGGGCCAUGUGGGGUGGCAGUAAAUGAACGCGAUGAAAUUGCAGUGUCUGAUUCUGGUAACCACAGGGUUCAGGUAUUCAGUAGUGAUGGAACUUACUUAAGGUCUUUUGGUGCAGAGGGUGAUAAACAGGGGGAAUUUCACACGCCCUCUGGGAUAGCCUUUGAUGCAAAUGGCAACAUUGUUGUGGGGGACAGUGGUAACCAGCGAAUUCAAUUUUUCAGUGGGGAGGGUGAGUUUAAGAGUCAGAUUGUUAACAGCACAAGUCUUGAUCACUGUUUACCAGAGUCUUGCGGUAUAUCUGUAGACAAUGAUGGCAACAUCAUUGUUCCUGAUUGCCGUGAAAAAUCAGUUAAGAUAUUUUCUCCUAGUGGACAACUUCUGCGUACCAUUGGUGAGGGUCAGCUCUUCUCUCCCAGUCAUUGUAUUCAAUACAGGGACCAUUUUUUUGUGUCAGACAAGGGUGACCAUUGUAUCAAAAAGUUUGAUAGGGAAGGGAGGUUACCGAACAGUUAUGGUAGUGAAGGGGUGGGAAACAAACAGUUCAAUAACCCAUGUUGCUUAUCAGUUGACAAGGCAGGACGACUGAUGAUCUGUGAUAAAUUGAAUCACAGAAUUCAGCUUCUUGAUAUUUCGAGUGGAAAGUUUCAGACUAAGUUUGAUAUAAAAGGAGAGGGUAUUGGAGGCUUGGGUACCCCAGUCUCCAUGGCUGUUCUGAGCAAUGGAAGGAUAGUCGUGUCAGACUCCCUGCACCAUUGUGUUCAUAUCUAUGAGUAG